Molecule: messenger RNA, 1546 nt
Organism: Phragmites australis (common reed)
Lineage: Eukaryota; Viridiplantae; Streptophyta; Magnoliopsida; Poales; Poaceae
Exons: 1
Coding region: 249-1241 (330 amino acids)
Biological process (GO): transmembrane transport
Source: RefSeq, a predicted model, not a curated record
UCGGGAUUCCGAAGAAUCGCACACUCUGCCCUGCUUCACACUCCUCCCGUUCCCCCUUCAAGAAUCCCAAGUGCUCCUCCCUCUUUUCUUGCCCUUGCUGGGAGCGUGCUCGCUGGAGGAGCUGCCGUUGGUGGAAGGAGGGUUGGCGAGAUGGUGGUUCAUCCGGUUCUGGCUUGACCUCUUGGCUGCGAGGUUUGAUUGGUUUUUGGUAGACUAGUUGGUAGGAUUAGGAAGCAGUGGAGGAAAGGAUGAGCUUUAGUGCUGUAGACAUGGAGGAGGAGGGCGGCGCUGCGGCGGCGUCGGCAGCGGCAGAGGGGAUUCGGCGGCUACCGGCUGAGGUGAACUGGGAGAUGCUUGACAAGUCGCGGUUCUUCGUCCUCGGCGCGGCGCUCUUCUCGGGCGUAUCCGCGGCGCUGUACCCGGCCGUCGUGAUCAAGACACACCUUCAGGUGGCGCCGCCGCCGCAGGCGGCCACCGCGACUGCCGCCGCCAUCCUCCGGCGGGACGGCCUGAGAGGGUUCUACCGCGGGUUCGGCGCGUCGCUGGCCGGCACGGUGCCCGCGCGCGCGCUCUACAUGGCCGCGCUCGAGGCCACCAAGAGCUCGGUCGGACCAGCCGCCGUCCGGCUCGGCGUCUCCGAGCCCGCCGCGUCGGCAGCCGCCUCCGCGGCAGCGGGCGUCUCCGCCGCUGUCGCCGCGCAGGUCGUCUGGACCCCCGUCGACGUUAUAAGCCAGCGGCUCAUGGUCCAGACCUCAACCACCUGCCGCUACCGCGGCGGCGCGGACGCCUUCAAGAAGAUCCUCCUCGCCGACGGCGUUCGCGGCCUGUACCGUGGCUUCGGCCUCUCCAUCCUCACCUACGCGCCGUCCAACGCCGUGUGGUGGUCGUCCUACGCCAUGGCACAGCGCUUCCUCUGGCGCGUGGUCGGCGCCGACCGCUCCGAGAGCUACACGUCCCUGAUGGCCGUGCAGGGCGCGAGCGCCGCGGUGGCCGGCGCCGCGGCCGCGGUGGUGACCAUGCCGCUGGACACCAUCAAGACGCGCCUCCAGGUGAUGGAAGCCGACGCCGCGCGCCCCACGCUGGCGAGCACGGUGCGGGGGCUGCUCAAGGAAGGCGGGUGGGCGGCGUGCUACCGCGGGCUCGGGCCGAGGUGGGGUUCCAUGUCGCUGUCCGCGGCCACCAUGGUCACCACCUACGAGUUCCUGAAGCGGCUCUCGGCCAAGGAGGGCUCCUUCGAUUAGAUCCCUCAUCCUUAACCGUAGCAAUCGUCAAGUGACUCGACCGAAUCGUCCUCGAAGCGAUCGAUCUAUGGGUGGGUGCAUGGUUAAUUAGGAUUCUUGUACAUACUCAAGUUGUUUUUCGUUAUGGUGUUCUGUUCUUGAUCUGGUGCUAUAGAGGAAGGGCAGGAAGAAGCACUAGAACUAGAAGGGUCUUAGGAUGCCAAAUUUUGCCGGCUUUGUUCGCUGUGGCUAUGCUGCCGAUGAUGGUGAUGAUGAUGAUGAAAACUUCUGUGAAAUGAAGAAUUUUCAGUCAAAACUUCCGAUCA